This is a messenger RNA of Acomys russatus (golden spiny mouse), 1885 nucleotides long. It is a transcript of the gene Otop3, whose product is annotated as otopetrin 3. Gene Ontology annotation, cellular component: membrane. The record is from RefSeq and is a predicted model, not a curated record. NCBI's taxonomy places the organism in Eukaryota, Metazoa, Chordata, Mammalia, Rodentia, Muridae. Gene Ontology annotation, molecular function: proton channel activity. Gene Ontology annotation, biological process: proton transmembrane transport.
AUGAGAGACAUUCAGGAAAAGAGGAGAGUCAAGGCCGUGUCCUCUUGCAAUUCACCAAAUCUAUUUAAUCUCUCUCCCUCUCCAGCCCCUGCUGAGGCUGCACCCAUACCUUCUGCAGCAUCAGAGACCACUGAAGCAUCAUCUACCUAUGACCAAGCAGGCAUGGAGACCAAGCACACAGGGCGCCCAGGCCCCCCACCGCAAAAGUCCUGGCUGGCGCGGCAUUUCUCGCUGCUGUUGCGGAGAGACCGACAGGCCCAGAAGGCGGGGCAGCUCUUCUCGGGGCUCCUGGCCCUCAACGUGGUAUUCCUGGGUGGGGCCUUCAUCUGUAGCAUGAUCUUCAACAAUGUGGCUGUCACUCUGGGGGACGUGUGGAUCCUGCUGGCCGCGCUGAAGGUCCUCUCGCUGUUGUGGCUCCUCUACUAUGCUGUGGGUACCACACGAAAGCCCCACGCAGUGCUGUACCGUGACCCUCACGCGGGCCCCAUCUGGGUUAGGGGCUCCCUGGUGCUCUUCGGCAGCUGUACCGUCUUCCUGAACAUAUUUCGCAUGGGCUAUGACGUGAGCCACAUUCACUGCAAGUCAGAAGUGGAGCUCAUCUUCCCAAUCAUCGAGAUUGUCUUUAUGAGUGUCCAGACUUGGGUGCUCUGGAGACAUUGUAAGGACUGUGUCCAGGUGCAGACCAACUUCACCAGGUGUGGCCUCAUGCUGACUCUGGCCACAAACCUGCUGCUGUGGGUUUUGGCUGUGACCAACGACUCCAUGCACCGUGAGAUCGAGGCUGAGCUGGAUGCCCUCAUGGAAAAGUUCGCAGUACUGGAUUGCAGGACCUGCCUGAGAAGCUGCCUUCCCCGCCCUGUCCCCCUCUCAGGUAACGGGACCAACACUUGCAUGUGCCUCAAUGCCACAGUGUGCGAGGUCUUCCGGAAAGGCUACCUGAUGCUUUAUCCCUUCAGCACCGAGUACUGCCUCAUCUGCUGCGCCGUGCUGUUCGUCAUGUGGAGGAACGUGGGCCGCCGCCUGGCAGCCCACUCAGGUGUCCAUCCCAACAAACCACCCUUCCGCCUGCACGGGGCCAUCUUCGGGCCCCUGCUGGGCCUUUUGGCACUGGUGGCUGGCGUGUGCGUCUUUGUGCUCUUCCAGAUCGAGGCGAGUGGCCCCGACAUAGCCCGCCAGUACUUCACCCUCUACUAUGCAUUCUACGUGGCCGCCCUGCCCGCCAUGAGCCUGGCGUGCCUGGCAGGCACAGCCAUCCAUGGGCUGGAGGAACGAGAACUAGACACGCUCAAGAACCCCACACGCAGCCUGGAUGUGGUGCUGCUGAUGGGCGCCGCGCUGGGCCAGAUGGGCAUUGCCUACUUCUCCAUCGUGGCCAUCGUGGCAACACAGCCACACGAGCUGCUCAACCAGCUCAUCCUGGCCUAUUCACUGCUGCUUAUCCUGCAGCACAUCACCCAGAAUCUCUUCAUCAUCGAGGGCCUGCACCGCCGCCCCCUCUGGGAGCCCGUGGUGCUCUCCGGUGUGCCGGAGAAACAGGAUGCUGAGCUGCCCCGCAGAGGCUCCCUGCGGGAGCUGGGCCAGGGCCUACGGAGAGCCUCAAGGGCCUACAUUCACUCCUACAGUCACCUCAACUGGAAACGAAGGAUGCUCAAGGAGAUCUCGCUCUUCCUCAUCCUCUGCAAUAUCACGCUGUGGAUGAUGCCCGCGUUCGGCAUACACCCCGAGUUUGAGAAUGGGCUAGAAAAGGACUUCUAUGGCUACAGGACCUGGUUCACCAUUGUCAACUUCGGCCUGCCUCUGGGGGUCUUCUACCGCAUGCACUCUGUUGGGGGACUGGUGGAGGUCUACCUGGGGGCCUGAGUGUGGCAGGAACCCCAAAAGUGCC